Messenger RNA from Odontomachus brunneus, 4088 nucleotides. Its product is annotated as enolase-phosphatase E1-like. The record is from RefSeq and is a predicted model, not a curated record. Bases 343 to 3741 code for a protein of 1132 amino acids. The transcript has 4 exons. NCBI's taxonomy places the organism in Eukaryota, Metazoa, Arthropoda, Insecta, Hymenoptera, Formicidae.
GGUGGCUCGCGUUGAUCGGAGGUGCGCUACGUCCAGCCGAGUUGGUACUCGCAACCACCAGACUCCGAUUGGGUAGCAAACGAGAACUCGUCGCCACUCGCUCGUCGUGAAUUUCAAUCGUUCUCCGUGACCGGCACGGGCAGGAAAAGCGGACAGGAAGUAUCAGGAAUACGGUGGUUACUCGGAUAACAGAAAUAGUGUUAAGAAAUCAUUUGUCGAUAAGAUUAGGAGUCGCGAAGAUUAGGUAAUUGGGUGUAGGCUGCGUGUUUGCUGAAGAGAAAGUCAAGCCAAGAGAGGCCGGAAGAGCCAAAAAGAACAGCGGAGCGACACGUUGCUGCGGCUAUGCUGCUUCGCGCGCCGUGUAUCUUUCCUUUCGUAUUUACGGUGUGCUGUUGGCUGCGUGACAAUGCUGCGAUCCCGUUGGCCUCUGAUUUGUCAGUCGCAAAUCGCAUGCGGAAUGCAUUCGGAGAGGAAAAGAUAGAUUCUCAGGAUAAUCGGGCUGCAUCGAGGCUUCGUACAAGGAGGAAUGCGGAGUCGACUAGCAGCUCGCUUGACAAUUCGUUCAGCGACGAAGCAUCCUCCGCGGAGGACGAACAGUCGCCGGAGGACGAAUUGAGAAUAAACAAUCAGAACGUGAAUGUGAACAUCAAUCAGUACAGCGGUCGGAAUAAGCCGCGGAGGACUACUAUUACUCCCGCGCCGGCCACCAUGAUGCCUAAACCGAGGAACGUUGAAGUCAAGGAAGACCAGAGCUGCGUGAGCGGCAAGAAGAAGAACCAAAGGUACUCGAGCAGCUUCGUCGGGAACACGACGAGACCGUUGACGGUCGAUAAGGAAUUCGACGACGUGAUCGGUAAUAAUUCCAAGGCGAGGACUACCAGUAGCGUGCACGUCGGCGAGGACAUCACUCUGUGCUGGAUCGAGACGACGACGAUCAAGGAGGACAAGAACGUGCGGCCGCCGAAGAGGCUGGUGAUUCGCGAGUACACGAUCUCUUUCGAGAACUCGGCGACCAUACCGGAACGGUACCUCGAGUGCGAGAGACUCGAGGGCGAAGUGACGGCGAACGACCCCGAGAUCGGCAAGACCGCCUUGUUCGAGGUCAUAGAUGAGGACACCAAGACGAGCAGGGUCGUCAACUUCACCACAGUCAGCAACGUCGGCGACAUUCUCAUCUGGCAACACAAGAGGGUGAAGUGCGGAGUCGGGCCGGUGGUCAACAAGAACAUCAUCGAGUGGAACGACGGCUCGGAAAAUCCGAAGAAGAGAGUAGAGAUCAAGGUCAGCCCUGAGAUGCAUCAGUUGACGGCGAAGAAGACCGAGCAGGAGCCCUGCACUGAGGAGAUCGAAGAGAGCAGCGUAGAGUCCAACAUCACGAGCGACUUGACCGAAUCCUGCGAGAACACCGCAGAGAGCGGCGCUUGCGAGGUGACCACGCAGUCCGACGAGGGUCUUACGAGGCGUCCUGACAGCGACGGGACCGAGGAAGUUGUUACCAAGCUGUCAUCGAGUGACGAACUCAGCAGCGGUGAGUUCGGCAGUGGCGAAAACGGCAGCGAGGAAGCGCUGGUGCUGUCUACCGGCCAUAAGAUCCCAACAUUAUCUUACGAAACGACGAUCUCGAAGCUGAUGAGCACCACCAAAGCGCCGAUCUCCGAGAAGAAGGACGAGUCGGUUCUCCCGAGUGUAGAGUGCGAGGAGAACUCGUUGGAUCCGGAGUGCGCGGGGCGAGGAAGCAGUGUGUCGCCCGAAGAGCUGUCUGUCGAGUCCUCGACGAUCGAGGAUAAAUUGUUGGAAAGCUUACCCAUCGAAUUUCCGUCUGGUUCGAGUGAGAGAGGCGUCACUUCGACGAUUCCUAAUUGGGUGACUGAACAAACGACUCCGUUCGUGUCUAAAACAGACGUCUCGAUUGAAUCUAAAGAAAUCUCGGAUUCAGCCGAUAUUAGUAAGUCGCCUGACCAAACGAGAGAAUCUGAUGUCUCUACGCCCGCGAAGACAGCGGGGGGUGGCACCUCCGAAGAGGACACGUCUGUGACGAGCAUGGAGGUAGACAUUGGCACCAUAACCUCGGGUAAAGCUAGCUCUGAAAAAGUGAUUACGAGCACAUUACCGUCACUAGAACUGACCAAGUUUAUCAAGGAAGUGCUGAAACUCGGCAAACUCCCCGACAAGUCGUCCGAAUCGUCAUCGAGCUCAGAGUCCUCGUCGAUAUACGAGGAGGAGUCGUUGGAAGAGAGCGAAGAGAUUGUAACGAUAAGGACGAUCGACCGAGCGACGACGAUCGAGCCGGAGAUCAUCAGCAAGGUGGAGCUUAUCCCGGUGACUUCAACGACGACGUCGUUGCCGAGAUACCCGCCAAUAGUGUUGCCACAGGCACCCAGCGACGAGGCAGAUUAUACUUGCGAGAAUUCUGAGGAUUGCGCCACCAGCUUGGCGGCUUGCGACGAAACCGGCGAUUGUCCCACGACCAGCAGAUCCUGCGAGUCUGGCGAAUGUUCGAACGUGGAGGUCGACUAUUCAGAGUCUGAGACGUUUGCGUCGGUCGAUGCGCAGGCGACCGAAGCCACGAGCAUCACGAUGGUCGCGUUGACCUCUCAGGAGGCUGAAAACGGCUCGACGGUGAUCAACAGUAUUCCCACUACUGUGGAGGCCCGCAGAAGCACGCCCUUGUCGUCCAUAACCACGGCUAAGCCGCGGCAUAAGUUCACGCUGAGAGUGAAGAUCCUCCUGGAGCAUGUAAAUGAUAAGAAAGAGAAGCAGAACUUGGUCGAGGUCGAGAAGAAGCUGCUGUUGAAUGAGAACCCGGAGCACCGUUGGCAAGCAGCAGACGAGUUGCUUAAACAGCUCAAAUCCUUGAAUGACUCCGUGAACGUGGAGACUAUGAACGCGUUAUUGAAUUGCACCAGCUUGAGCAAGCUGACAAAGGACGCAAACUUCAUUAGAGUAGAACCUAGUGACAUCAUCGACGACAGCCACGAAAGAUCAGGACGUCCCGAGGACUCGCGGCAGCUCAACUCCGCGCAUGCACACACCACAUAUGAGGACACACAGUAUACUGAGUCCAAUGAAGAAAUCGAAUUGGUGUCUGGAGGGCGAAGACGAAGAAGUCUCGACGUAAACUUCACAAUGGUUGAUACGAACGGCACAUUGACAGACAUGAAUGGACUGAACAUUUCUAAAUCAAGUUAUCUUGAUCUUAAUGACUCCUUGACGUCAGAUUCGAACAUUUCUGUAUCGACUGCGCGAUAUCAGCAGGAAGACGAGCAAUCUGAAACUAGUUUCCCGACGGAAGAGAACGUACAGUUCUUCACGACGACGCGUGGCUCUGAGGAAGAGACAAUCGACUUUGCGUACAUAGAAAAUGAGAGAAACGUGACUAGAGAGAAGAACGAGAGCGAAGUGAUUAUGGAGACGCAAAGUGUCAGCAACGAAACGAAGAUGGAGAUUAUUCGGGAGACCUUGCCAGGGAUAAAGGAGGACGUCUCGAUCGGGCUCGAGCGUGUGGUGUCGGAGUUGACGCAUGGUAACUUGACUUUGGUCAAGGACGGCAGAGAAUUGGCUAAAGUGAGCCUGAUGGGUAUCCUAGCGAACCCCAAGGAUGGCAGGAUUCACUCGAGGAGAAGGCGAGAGGCCACGGAGGAAGUUGGACGUUGGUCGAACGAGAGAAUCAGCAAAGUGCCGAGCUUGAGCGGCGAUCUACGAAGUUUCACCGAAAUCACACUGUACAAAGUUUUGCCUUGAGCAGACUUGUUUGACGGGAUUUAUCUUAUCUCGUCGUUCCAACGAUUAUUCGUCUUCCUAAUGGUAGAUAACAAAUGAUCCCAACAAAAUCAAGACGAGAGAUUGUACACUCGUGAACAGAAAGAUUGUACGUAAUUUUUGGAGUGAGUUUAUGAACUCUCUGUCUUGUUUAAUAGGAGAAUGCGUUUUUCAAUGAGGAAAUUCUCCCACUGAACAAACUGGAUGAAUUCACAAACUUAGCUCAAAAAUUACGGACAACAUUUUUGUUCACGAGUGUACAGUAAAAGUAUCAAUAACUGGGGACACUAAUAACACUGGUAACCUAAUUCUGAAUAUUAUCAUUAUUU